Chlorella variabilis is the source of this 1790-nucleotide messenger RNA. RefSeq lists its product as hypothetical. Gene Ontology annotation, biological process: protein phosphorylation. The coding region runs from base 18 to 1424 and encodes 468 amino acids. Gene Ontology annotation, cellular component: plasma membrane; plastoglobule. Gene Ontology annotation, molecular function: ATP binding; protein kinase activity. The record is from RefSeq and is a predicted model, not a curated record. The transcript is spliced from 10 exons. NCBI's taxonomy places the organism in Eukaryota, Viridiplantae, Chlorophyta, Trebouxiophyceae, Chlorellales, Chlorellaceae.
CCACCUCGCCGCCGCCGAUGGACGCCGCCGCGCUCAGCAAGCGGCUGCAGGAGCUGCAGGAGCUGCUGCGCGAGGCCGCCCAGAUCGCCAUCGCCACGGGGCCGCGCAGCAUCACGCGCAGCGCGCAGGCCGCCUCUGCGCUGCUGUCGGUGGCGCGGGAGCAGGCGGUGCUGCUGCAGGCGGGGCAGCCUCCGGAGGGCCCCGCCAUCGUGCUGCGCAAGCUGUUUGAGCGGCUGGGCGCCACCUACAUCAAGCUGGGCCAGUUCAUCGCCAGCAGCCCCACCCUGUUCCCUGAGGAGUAUGUGCUGGAGUUCCAAAAGUGCCUGGACAGCACCGAGCCCGUGCCCUUUGAGGUCAUCAGGCGCACGGUCGAGUCUGAGCUGCGGCUGAGCCUGGAGGAUGUGUUUGUGAGCGUGGACCUGCAACCUCUGGCCACCGCCUCCAUUGCCCAGGUGCACGCCGCGGUGCUGCGGGGGAGCAACAAGGAGGUUGUGAUCAAGGUGCUGAAGCCAGGGGUGGAGGAUGUGCUGACCACAGACCUCAACUUCCUCUACCUCUCCUCCAGGCUGCUGGAGUUCAUCAGUCCAGACCUGGCUCGCACCUCGCUGUCGGCCGUGGUGGGCGACAUCCGCGCCAGCAUGCUGGAGGAGGUGGACUUCAGGAAGGAGGCGGCCCACCUGGCGCAGUUUGACGGCUACCUGGACAGGGCUGGCCUGCGCGGCGUGGCCACCUGCCCCGGCGUCUACCGCCAGUUCUCCAGCCAGCGGGUGAUGGUGAUGGACCGCCUGCGCGGCGUGCCGCUCACCGACCUCGACGCCGUGCGCAGCAUCACAUCAGUGGAGCCGGAGCUGGUGCUCAUCAACGGCCUCAACACCUGGUUUGGGUCUGUGGUGGGCUGCGAGACCUUCCACGCCGACGUGCACGCCGGCAACCUGCUGGUGCUGCCCGAUGGGCGGGUGGCCUUCAUCGACUUUGGCAUCGUGGGGCGCAUCAGCCCGGUGACGUGGCGUGCCAUUGAGGCGCUGCUGCUGGCCACCGGCAGCGGCGACUACGACACCAUGGCGAGGGCUCUGGUGACCAUCGGCGCGACGUCGGGGGAGGUCGACAUCCCCGCCUUUGCUGCAGACCUGGAGAAGCUGUUUGCCAGCCUGCAGGAGAUCGACACCGAGCUGAUCGUGCAGGCCGGCAGCGGCGGCGUGUCUGCCUCGGUGGCCGCAGACGACGCGGCCGUCAACCGCUUCCUGCUCGACCUGGUCAGGGUGGGCGAGAGCAACGGCAUCCGCUUCCCCCGCGAGUUUGCGCUGCUCAUCAAGCAGCUGCUGUACUUUGACCGCUACAACCGCAUCCUGGCGCCCCAGCUGCGCGUGUUUGACGACCGCCGCAUCAACCUGAGGCAGGUGGACCUGGACUUUGACCUGAGUUGAGCUCGGGCGGGGCUGGCGACGGCAGGCUGGCGGCCGGCUGCUGGCGCGGCGCCUCAGUCCAGAGCCGCUGGCUGCCCGGCAGGUGGCAGGGCCCAGGAGUGCUGGCCGAUAGUUGCAUGCAGCCGGGCGCAGAGCUCGGCGUGCGGCAGCCCUCUGGACGGCAGCUUCUCCUUUGUUAUUGUAUGCAUGAUCCCUUUCUUCGUUUCCCUGCAUUUAUCAAAUCAUUAAGGCAUGUCUACGUUUUUUGCUUUCGUAUUGCUCCUCCUCCUGGUUUUGCUUGAUUUGAUUGAUUUUGUCUGCUGCUUCUUGGGUGUGGAUGCUCUACCCAUGCACUGGUGUUGCAACAAGCCCACCAGGGCCCACAAU